GCUCCGCCCUCAGCACCAAGAGACCUCUUUACUCAUGGCUGAAGGGAAAGCAGGAGUUCUCUGUGGCUUCUCUGGGUCACUUUAAAGUCUGUCAACAAGAAAGGAAUGAGCGCAUGAGUGAGUAAAUCGUGACUGAGAGUCCUGAGAAGCAUGGGAGGAAGGAAGACGGCAAGAGACGAGGAAAGCACCUAUGGCUUGGAGAUGGAUUCACAGGUCCCAAGGGGGCCCCCACUGAGGCUCAUCCUGGUAGGUAGGACCGGGACCGGCAAGAGUGCCACUGGUAACACCAUCCUGGGCCGGACGUGCUUUGUAUCCAAGCUGGGGGCUGUGCCUGUUACCAGAUCCUGCUCCUGGGCCAACAGGAAAUGGGCCAGCUGGUAUGUAGAGGUGGUGGACACCCCGGACAUCUUCAGCUCUGAGGUCAAACAGACGGACCCUGCGUACUCGGAGACAGCCCACUGCUUCCUACUGACUUCGCCCGGGCCGCACGUGCUGCUGCUAGUCACCCAGCUGGGUCGCUUCACCACUCAGGACAGCCAGGUGCUGGCCGGGGUAAAGCGGGUGUUCGGGGAAAAGGUGAUGGCGCGGACUGUUGUGGUGUUCACUCGCAAGGAGGACCUGGCAGGAGAGUCUCUGCAGGAUUACGUGCGAUGCACAGACAAUCGCGCGCUGCGGGAGCUGGUGGCUGAGUGCGGGGGCCGCGUGUGCGCCCUAAACAACCGAACCACUGGCCCCGAGCGCGAGGCACAAGCUGAGGAGCUGCUGGGCCUGGUCGCUGGCCUGGUGAGGGAGCACGGGGGCGCGUACUACUCCAAUGAAGUGUAUGAUCUGGUGAGGACCCUGCGGGACUCUAGCCCCCAGGACCAAGUCAUCAAGGUGGCAGAGAUGGUGGCAAGACGCAAGCAGAGGCCCCUGCGCACCACGCUGCUAACUGGGCUGUGGGAAUGGCAGAAAUCUUACAGGAAGAGCUGGAGACGGGGCGUGGCUAUUUUCCUGAGUGUGGCCUUCCUGAUCUACCUGCUGGUCUACAGAAAGGAGCCUCAGGCCAUUGGGGACCAGAACAGCAGAUAAUGCUGGUCUUAGAAGAUGUUUUAAUAGGAAGAAAAUCUUUUAAAAAGGAAUCCUUAGAUCUCUGCUCAGAGCUCGCAGUACUGCGGGAAACACGGUAUCAGCUUUGCAAAGGCUUCGGAGGUGAUGAGUCUCAACUUUAACUAUAUAAUUCAGAGUUUUAAAAAAUAAAAUUGUUUAAAGUUUUCCUUUA
Arvicola amphibius (Eurasian water vole) is the source of this 1261-nucleotide messenger RNA. RefSeq names its product GTPase IMAP family member 1-like. Gene Ontology annotation, cellular component: endoplasmic reticulum. Lineage: Eukaryota; Metazoa; Chordata; Mammalia; Rodentia; Cricetidae. The coding region runs from base 151 to 1071 and encodes 306 amino acids. The record is from RefSeq and is a predicted model, not a curated record. Gene Ontology annotation, molecular function: GTP binding. The transcript has 3 exons.